CGCGCCUCCCUUGCUCCGGAAGUGGCCUCAGUGGUCGCCCCGGAAGUGGACUGAAGAAGAAGAAGAAGGAGGCAGCGGGAGUGUGAGGCGGGGAAGUGUGAAGCGGGCGAGUGAGCGGUCGGUCGGUCGGUCUCGGCGGGAGCGGAGAUGCCGGUCCCGGGCUGAGGCCCCUCCUCCCUCCGGCCGCCCCUCCCUCGCUCCGUCCCUCCCUCGCCGGAAGCUGGCGGAGCUGGGCCGGUCCGGGGGCGCGGGGGCGGGCCCCGCCGGCGGGAGGAUGAUGCGCUCGCAGUGCCUGCUGGGCCUCCGGGCCUUCCUCGCCUUCGCCGCCAAGCUCUGGGGGUUCCUCCUCUACCUCCUCCGCCGGCAGGCCCGCACCGUAAUCCAGUAUCAGACGGUGCGCUACGACAUCCUUCCCCUUUCCAAAGUUUCACGGGAACGGCUCAACCAAGUGAAGAGAAAGAUCCUUGUCUUGGAUCUGGACGAGACGUUGAUCCACUCCCAUCACGACGGGGUCCUGCGGCCAACAGUGAGGCCCGGCACUCCCCCCGACUUCAUCCUCAAGGUUGUCAUUGACAAGCAUCCAGUCCGCUUUUUUGUACAUAAGAGGCCGCAUGUGGACUUUUUUCUAGAAGUGGUGAGCCAGUGGUAUGAACUCGUGGUCUUCACAGCCAGCAUGGAAAUCUACGGCUCGGCCGUGGCAGACAAGCUGGACAACAACAGGAGCAUUUUAAAGAGGCGAUACUACAGACAGCAUUGCACUUUGGAGCUGGGCAGUUAUAUCAAGGAUCUUUCGGUCGUGCACACCGACCUCUCUAGCAUAGUCAUCCUGGACAAUUCGCCGGGAGCCUAUAGGAGCCAUCCAGAUAAUGCGAUACCCAUCAAGUCGUGGUUCAGCGAUCCCAGCGACACGGCGCUCCUCAACCUGCUCCCCAUGCUUGAUGCCUUGAGGUUCACAGCGGACGUCCGGUCGGUGCUCAGCCGGAACCUGCACCAACAUCGCCUUUGGUGACGGCGGCUUCUCCUUUCUUCAGGAUGUGGCCCACCACCUCUGCCUUAUCCUGCCACCGCGGACCCCUGCCCGACCUCUCUGCGCCCGCCUCAAUUGCCGCCCGGACUCAACUGGCGAAGAGGUCUGGACUCAACCGGCCGGGAAGCGGGGGGCAACACGGCCGGAGGACAAUGUGUCCUGGGUGGCUCCCGAUCCCGUGAGCGGCCUUUGCCUCUCGGCACGCCCAUCGCCGUGGCGGGGACUUAAGCAGGGCGUUGCUUGGCUUGGGGAGGGGAGUCUGUUGAGCAAGAAAGGGGAUUGACACAAGCCAGCCAGCCACCCGGAAGGAGUUUCAAGGGACACUUGCGUGAGACGAGGCUGCAUUUCUCAGUGGAAAGACCGCGCUCUCCCUGUACAAAGAUCUCACUUUUACUGCUCUUUUAUUUCUCUCCUUUGUUGUCAUUUUCUCUCUCCUCUGACUCUAGAGGAAGAAGAGCAAGGAGGAGGAGGAGGCCCUACAAGUUCCUAGGACUGGCCAUUGGUUUCUGUUUGUUCCCCCCCCCCCCCCAACCAAUCCACACCUUGGGUAUUUUUUUUUUUUUUGGUCUCCUUCAACCCUGGUCUUGUUUGAGGGAGAUCGGCCCUCCUGCUUUCCUUUUUUUCGUUUCCGUUGGACUUUUGGGACGGGGAGGACUGGAAUGACAAGAAUAUUAUAGCCUUGAACUGAGGUGGAAAGAAAAUUACACCUAAAUCCGA
Molecule: messenger RNA, 1744 nt
Organism: Anolis carolinensis (green anole)
Lineage: Eukaryota; Metazoa; Chordata; Lepidosauria; Squamata; Anolidae
Gene: ctdnep1
Product: CTD nuclear envelope phosphatase 1
Exons: 8
Coding region: 275-1009 (244 amino acids)
Molecular function (GO): phosphoprotein phosphatase activity
Source: RefSeq, a predicted model, not a curated record